AGUACUAUGGUAUAAACAGAAACUAAAGACUGAACAUGGGAAAUGGAAAUUCUUUUGCCUCUAGUCUUUACUCUGCACGUAAAGAAACUCGUAAAAUAAACAAUAUGAAAAGAAAAUUUAAUUUAAUCGAUAACGUCGAAUCUAGUGACAAAAAUUCUAAUAACCAAAAGUCUAAGGAAGACGUAAAAGAAAAAAUGUAUAGGAAUACAAUCUGGUACAAUUCUCUACUCAAUUCAGAAAAAACAUGUUUGAAAGACGAAAAAAUUAAAAAGAUACACUAUAAGUUUGACGAUGGUAAAGAAAUGGUUGAGGAAUACAAUGUUGAUACAAAGGUCUUGUUAAGGAGAGCUUGGAAAAUGAAAGGAAAACUUGGAGGGGAGGGUAAAUGGUCUGUAGAAAUAGGCGAUCCUAUAGUAGAUAACCCACCAAACACUGAUGCUAAUAGUAUUGUUGAAAGUAAAGAUCAACCUGUAGUUUUGAAAAGAAAUACGAGAAUAAAUAUAGAAUGGAGGAUAAGAAAUUUACCCUACCCUAUAGAAACAUACUCAAUCAAAGCUCAAAAAGAAGACAAGAUAAUUAUUAUAAGCACUUCCAAUAAGAAGUACUACAAAAAGCUAGAGGUUCCAGAAUUGGUCAGAUUAGGUCUGCCAAUAGACCAGAUGAAUAUUGAUGCUACCCACAAAUAUAAUACCCUAAUUGUAACAUACAAAAAACCACAGCAAUUAUUAGAUAUGGAAAGGGAAUGGUAUGAAGAGUUGGAUAAAGUCAAACCCAUUAAAGAUAUACCAAGUGAAUGUCAAACUCAGUAAAUUUAAUGAAUCCAUUGUACUGAAUUACAUACUUUAUAAGUUUAAUAAAAAAAAUAUUUGAUGUAAGUCAC
Molecule: messenger RNA, 880 nt
Organism: Melitaea cinxia (Glanville fritillary)
Lineage: Eukaryota; Metazoa; Arthropoda; Insecta; Lepidoptera; Nymphalidae
Product: protein DPCD
Exons: 4
Coding region: 36-809 (257 amino acids)
Source: RefSeq, a predicted model, not a curated record